CUUUACAUAAUUACAUGCAUGCUUUUCACGUGAAAUACCCCUUUAAAAGCCCCGUUUCCUUGGAGCAUAUUGAGGCACAUCAUAACAAGUGGACAGUAAGCAGUCAGUGGUCUCUCUCUGGUCUCUGUUUAGUUACACUUCGCCGUCAGGAUGGUCUCGGCUUACCCUUUACCGGAGGGCUUCUCGGACUUCGAUGUUUUCUCCUUUGGAUCAUUUCUGCUGGUGGAGGGACUCCUUGGAAUCAUCCUCAAUGCUGUUACUAUCGUGGCUUUCUGCAAAGUGAAAGAACUGAGGACCCCCAGCAAUUUCCUCGUUUUCAGUUUGGCAAUGGCUGAUAUUGGAAUCUCCAUGAAUGCCAGCGUCGCGGCUUUCUCCAGCUUUUUGAGGUACUGGCCGUAUGGCUCCGAUGGUUGCCAGACCCACGGGUUCCAAGGUUUCACAGUAGCUCUUGCCAGCAUCCAUUUUGUUGCCGCCAUCGCAUGGGACAGAUAUCACCAGUACUGCACCAGGACCAAACUGCAGUGGAGCAGUGCCGUCACUCUGAGCGUGUUCAUCUGGCUGUUCAGCGCAUUCUGGUCCGCCAUGCCCCUGAUCGGAUGGGGAGCGUAUGACUACGAACCCCUCAGGAGCUGUUGCACCCUGGACUACACCAAGGGAGACCGGAACUAUGUCUCUUACCUGAUCCCCAUGACCGUCUUCAACAUGGUGGUCCAGAUCUUCGUGGUCAUGUCCUCCUACCAGUCCAUUGACCAGAAGUUCAAGAAGACCGGAAACCCAAGGUUCAAUGCCAGCACCCCUCUGAAGACUCUCCUGUUCUGCUGGGGUCCCUAUGGAAUCCUGGCUUUCUACGCUGCUAUUGAGAACGCCUCACUGGUCUCCCCAAAGCUGAGGAUGAUGGCUCCUAUCCUGGCAAAGACAGCGCCCACCUUCAACGUGUUCCUGUACGCCUUGGGAAACGAGAACUACCGCGGGGGCAUCUGGCAACUCCUCACCGGGGAGAAGAUCGUGCCUCAAGAAGUGCCUCAGAUUGAGAACAAGUCCAAAUAAAAACUCAAGUA
Gadus chalcogrammus (walleye pollock) is the source of this 1058-nucleotide messenger RNA. RefSeq names its product retinal G protein coupled receptor a (gene rgra). Gene Ontology annotation, cellular component: membrane. NCBI's taxonomy places the organism in Eukaryota, Metazoa, Chordata, Actinopteri, Gadiformes, Gadidae. The coding region runs from base 151 to 1047 and encodes 298 amino acids. The transcript is spliced from 7 exons. Gene Ontology annotation, biological process: G protein-coupled receptor signaling pathway; visual perception; phototransduction. The record is from RefSeq and is a predicted model, not a curated record. Gene Ontology annotation, molecular function: G protein-coupled receptor activity.